AUGGUUUCUACUCUAGCAGCAUUGAGCGAAGCUGCUACACCACUUCGUUUCAUCGUGGUGAAUGAUCAGCUUUCUCAUCUUUCCGAAAUAAGUGGGUUGCCUGUGGAUCAACUUCGAUGUGUUACUUGCCUUCUCGCUGUCUAUCCAUUAGCGAUUCUUGUACGAAAAUUGCCAUCCAUUACGAUGAAACACUGGCUACACAUUUGUGUAGGUAUAAGCAUUGCACAGUUUGUAUAUGGUGCAGGAUGGCUACACUCAUUGCUGUCGUCUUUGCUGACGUACGCAAUGGUCUAUGUGCUACCUCCUGAGCGUGCCCCGGUCAUGGUAUUUCUUGCUAAUAUGACGUACGUAGCUGCGCUGCAUAUUCACCGCAUGAGAGUCAAUUACAUGGGAUGGAGUAUGGAUGCAACGGCCAGUCAAAUGCUGUUACUGAUCAAGUUGACAAGCUUUGCUUUCAACUACCACGACGGUACUGUCGCUAGUGCUACUACAGUGAAAGAGGGAGACUCACAACACAUGAAACGAGUGAAACAGUCACGAAAACAGUUUGCUAUUCCUCAGAUUCCAUCACUAUUGGAAUUCUUAGGAUUCGUCUACUGUUUCACCACAUUCCUGGCAGGUCCGGCUUGUGAAUACAAAGAGUACAGUGAUGCAAUUCAUCAGACUCGGUUUAUUGAUAAGAAAGGUAUCCGACGGAAUGUGUCUCCUACCCGAGCUGCAAUGUCCAAGUUGGUGCUAGGACUUGGUCUAAUGGGAUUACUCGUGCAAUUUGGAGCUCUUGCGGACUUGAAGGAGAUUCUGAGUGAUGAGAACCAGUCCAUGUUGAUAAAGUGGGGUCGGCUUUUCAUCGCGCUGUUCCUUACCCGAGCUAAGUACUACGUGGCUUGGAAACUAGCAGAAGGAGCCACAGUGCUCGCAGGUACUGGAUGUGAAGGGUUUGACGAGCAGAACAACCCUAAAGGAUGGGACGGAGUCAGCAAUGUCGACAUCUUGGGUUUCGAGCUCGGUGCCAAUGUUCGAGAGAUAUCGCGAGCUUGGAACAAGGGCACGCAGAAUUGGCUUGAGCGCUAUGUGUACACCCGUACAGGUAACUCCUUACUCGCCACGUAUUCCGUCUCAGCUCUAUGGCACGGCUUUUACCCGGGUUACUACCUGUUCUUCCUCACCGUGCCAUUGGCGACGUCUGUGAACCGCUUAGCUCGACGUCACGUUCGUCCGUACGUUGUAAACAGUGCAAUUAAGCCACUUUACGACCUUGUCGGUAUGAUCUGUACAGCAAUGGUUGUCAACUAUUUGGCUGUAUCGUUCGUGGUGCUAUCGUGGGAAGAGGCUGUUGCAGGUUAUCGUUCCAUGCGUUUUUGUGGUCACGUUGGCCUCGUACUCUGCUACCUCCUGCUGACAUUCGUGCCUAUCAAGAAGUCCACAGACAGCAAGAAAAUCUUAUAA
Peronospora belbahrii is the source of this 1446-nucleotide messenger RNA. Lineage: Eukaryota; Oomycota; Peronosporomycetes; Peronosporales; Peronosporaceae. The record is from the annotation of a GenBank genome assembly.